Molecule: messenger RNA, 737 nt
Organism: Triticum dicoccoides
Lineage: Eukaryota; Viridiplantae; Streptophyta; Magnoliopsida; Poales; Poaceae
Product: protein FAR1-RELATED SEQUENCE 5-like
Exons: 4
Biological process (GO): regulation of DNA-templated transcription
Source: RefSeq, a predicted model, not a curated record
AUGGGCGCGAGGCGCCUCUCCCGCCACGGGAACUGUAUGAUGUCUGCUUUUGAUGGUGACCCUCUCUCCUCUGAUGAUGCCACUGAGUACCGCAGUCUUGUUGGAGGCCUGCAGUAUCUUACUAUCACCAGACCAGAUGUCUCUUAUGCAGUCAAUCGUCGUGCGCCGUCUUAUGAGAUCUCGGCCUUCUCUGAUGCUGACUGGGCUGGUAGUCCUGAUGACCGGCGAUCCAUGGGGGCAAUCAAGAGCGAACUCCCUGGGACUGUACACCGACGGUGCAAAUGGCACAUUCUUAAGAAGGCAAAGGAGAACCUUGGCGCACUGUACACUAGGAAAUGUGAGUUCAGAGCAGAAUUUCACAAAGUGGUGAAUCACAUGAUAAGUGUGGAAGAAUUUGAGAAUGCGUGGGGUAUACUUGUUGAGAAAUAUAAUCUAAAGUCCCACAACUACAUGACGAACCUGUACGAGAUACGUCAAAAAUGGGCGAAGCCAUACCUCAAAGGUGCCUUCUGCGCAAAAAUGACGAGCACCGAGCAAAGCGAGAGUGCAAACAACCUGCUGAAAAUGUACAUGCCACCAUCAAGCCCAAUGCAUGUCUUCAUUAAGCAAUACAUGAGGCUCCAAUUUGACAGGGAAUCAGAUGAGAGCUAUGAAGAAAAAAGGACCAGAGGAGGAGCUGUCAUGAGGGCAAACAUUGCAAUCGAGAGGCAUGCAAGUAAGAUAUAUACGAGGAAGAU